UCCAGGCACCCCAGCACCCAGCACCCAGCGCGCCGCGGGAAGGGGUGCAUGCCCUCGCCAUGGCUUCCCCGGGGCAGGUCAUCUUCUGGAGCGUUAUUAGCAUCAUCAUUGUUUUGGCUGGAGCCAUUGCACUUAUCAUCGGUUUUGGUAUUUCAGGGAGACACUCCAUUACAGUCACUACUCUCACCUCAGCUGGGAACAUCGGGGAGGAUGGAAUCCUGAGCUGCACUUUUGAACCUGACAUCAAACUUUCUGAUAUCGUGAUACAGUGGCUGAAGGAAGGUGUUACAGGCUUGGUACAUGAGUUCAAAGAAGGCAAAGACGACCCAUCAGACCAAGACGAGAUGUUCAGAGGCCGGACGGCAGUGUUUGCAGAUCAAGUGAUAGGUGGCAAUGCCUCUCUGAGGCUGAAAAACGUGCAACUCACAGACGCUGGAACCUAUAAAUGUUACAUCAUCACCUCCAAAGGCAAGGGGAAUGCCAACCUUGCGUAUAAAACUGGAGCCUUCAGCAUCCCAGAGGUGAACGUGGACUAUAACGCCAGCUCAGAGAGCUUACGGUGUGAGGCUCCCCGAUGGUUCCCCCAGCCUACAGUGGUCUGGGCAUCCCAGGUUGACCAGGGAGCCAACUUCUCAGAAGUCUCCAAUACCAGCUUUGAGCUGAACUCUGAGAAUGUGACCAUGAAGGUUGUGUCUGUACUCUACAAUGUCACGAUCAACAACACGUACUCCUGUAUGAUUGAGAACAACAUUGCCAAAGCCACGGGGGAUAUCAAAGUGACAGACUCGGAAAUUAAAAGGCGAAGUCACCUGCAGCUGCUGAACUCGAAGGCCUCUCUGUGUGUCUCUUCUUUCUUUGCCAUCAUCUGGGGACUCCUGCCUCUCUCCCCUCACCUGAUGCUCAGAUAAGGGGCCUUGGCCACACAGAAACAUGCAAAGUCACUGGUACGACAGAAGCCUGGGAAUCUGCAGAACGAUUUCACCACAAGAUAUGACCUAGUUUUAUAUUUCUGGGGGGAAAUGAAGUUUGGAGUGAACACAUAAGAUCAAGAAGCAAAAAAAGCCAAAAGCAACCCACGGAAGACUCCAGAACAUACAAGAUAAAUCUAUCUUCAAAGC
This is a messenger RNA of Hyaena hyaena (striped hyena), 1118 nucleotides long. RefSeq names its product V-set domain containing T cell activation inhibitor 1 (gene VTCN1). The coding region runs from base 60 to 908 and encodes 282 amino acids. The record is from RefSeq and is a predicted model, not a curated record. The transcript is spliced from 6 exons. Lineage: Eukaryota; Metazoa; Chordata; Mammalia; Carnivora; Hyaenidae.